CGCCCGGCGCGGAGCGGAGCCCGGCGAGAGCCCGGCGGGGCCGGCCGAGGAUGGGCACGGAGCCCCGGCGGCAGCCGCCCCGCAGGAGAUGAGUUAAAAUGCAGCACACCACGUGCACAGAGGACAGGAUCUACCACGCGCUGGAGAGGUGUCUGCACGGGCUGAGCAGGGACGCUGUGGCCAGCAGAUGGGCUGCCGGGCUGUGCCUGAACUGCUGGAGCCUGCAGGAGCUGGUGAGCCGCGACGCCGGUAACUACCUCAUCCUGGUGGAGAAGAUCCUGGCCAAGACCAAGGAGGUGCAGGAGAGGUGUGACUACGAGCUGGUGACGCCCCUGGCCCUGCUCUUCUACUCGGCCGUGCUCUAUGCUCCUCACCUCCCCCCCGGCUCUGAGCUGCUGCUGAAGGCUGCCAGUGUGUACCACAGCUUCCUGACGUGGCCCGUGCCCUACUGCGACACCGCCCGGGAGCUGCUCACCUUCAUCAGCAACGAGCUCAGGGCGCCAGGGAUCACCUUCCAGAGGCUGGUGAGGACGGAGCAGGGGCUGCCUGUGAAGAACUGCCAGAGCUCCACGGUGACGGUGCUGCUGCUGAACCACUCGGAGGUGCCCAGCGAGUUCCUGUCCAUCGCCCGCAGGCUGAGCUCCAGCGAGCCCCCCCAGCACUCCACGCUGCUGCUGCUCCUCGAGCACCUCUACCAGGCCACCUUCGGCACCCGCUGCGACCUGGCCGCGCUGCACCAGCUGCUCAAGUGCAAGCCCCCGCAGGAGCUCUCGGAGCUCUACGGCAGCGCUGCCGAUGCUCAGGAGGCGGCGGCCGCCAGCCCCGACCCCGCGCUGGCCCGGGAGCGGCUGCAGGCCGUGCUGCGCGACAUCGCCGGGGCCGCCUGCUUCCCUGCCCUCGCAGGCCAGGCCCAGCCCCGCAGGCUGCACCCCUUCCCCAUCCCCCCCGCCCGCUGCUACACCUACAGCUGGGACCAGGACAACUUCGACAUCCUCAACGAUGUCCUCAGCAAGGAGUGCAGCAUUGCUGAGCCCCUGGCCUCGGAGAACGAGGAGGAGGACGAGGAGGAAGAGGAGGAGGAGGAUGUGGAGCCGGACGGCGGCUGCCCCGAGCAGGACUCGCUGCUGGCCCCGCUCUGCGCCAUCCCCGCUGACUCCGUGUACUCCGUGCUGGCCGAGGAGGGCUCCAAGCCCCCGCGCCUGUCCCUCUUCGCCUCCUCCAAGGAGUCCAUCUCGGAGCUGACGGUGGUCUCCAGGAAGUCCCUGAAGUCCUUCGUGUCCAGCCUGAAGGACUGCAUGGACAGCGGCUACGCCGAGGACAGCGACGAGAGCUGCCCGGACGCGGCGGGCCGGCCCGAGCUGCCCAAGCAGCGGCAGUCGCUGACCAACCGGCUCUACAGGCUGCUCAAGAGCAAGGGCCAGCAGCUGGUGCAGCGCCGGGACUGCCCGGGGCCGCGCUCGCCGCCGCUGCGGCGCGCCGAGAGCCUGUGCGCGUCCCCGGCGCCNNCGCGCGUCCCCGCGCGCUCCCGCCGCGCGCUCUCGCUGCCGCAGCACGGCCCCGGCGCGCUCGCCCCCCGCAGCCCCGCGCUGCCCCGCCGCCCCUUCCUCAGCUGCCACGAGGAGGCCAAGGCGGGCACGCUGCGCGUGGUGGUGUUCGGCUCCGACCGCAUCUCGGGCAAGCUGGCCCGCGCCUACAGCCGCCUCAGGCUCCAGGAGAGCUCCUGCCCCUCCCUGACGCGCCACUUCAGGCUCCAGUUCUUCUACGUGCCCGUCAAGAGGAGCUGCGUGGCUCCGUCCACCCCGCAGAUGCUUCAUCAUCAUCAUCAUCACUCCUCGGCGUCCCCGGGAGAGCCCCCGGCCCGGGCACAGGAGCCCUCCCUGGCCGGGACGGAGAGCAGCACCAACGACAUCUCCCACUACCUCGGCCUGCUGGACCCCUGGUACGAGCGCAACGUCCUGGGGCUGAUGAACCUGCCCAUGGGCGUCCUGUGCCAGUGUGCCAAGGCCGAGGCUGAGCCCCAGGAGGACGCCCAGGAGCAGCUGCCCAUCCUGGCAGACAUGAUCCUCUACUACUGCCGCCUGGCCACGCGCCCCGUGCUGCUGCAGCUCUACCAGACCGAGCUCACCUUCAUCGGGGGCGAGAAGAGGACCGAGGUCUUCAUCCACUCCCUGGAGCUGGGGCACUCAGCAGCCACGAGGGCCAUCAAGGCCUCAGGUCCUGGCAGCAAAAGGCUGGGAAUAGAUGGGGACAGGGAAGCCAUCCCACUGACACUACAGAUUGCAUACAGCAAGACUGCUGCCAGUGGCAGGAGUCACUGGAACGACGUGGAGAAGGUCUGCACCUCUGUCAACCUCAGCAAGGCCUGCAGGAGGCACGAGGAGCUCGCCUCGAAGACAGAAUGUCUGAACCUAACCAUGACCGAGGUGGUCAAGAGGCAGAACUCCAAGUCCAAGAAAAGCUUCAAUCAGAUCAGCGUGUCCCAGAUCAAGGUGGACAAGGUGCAGAUCAUCGGGGUCCAGUCCUCCUUCGCCGUGUGCCUGGACCAGGAUGAGCAGAAGAUCCUGCAGAGCGUGACCAGGUGUGAGGUCUCCGUGUGCUACAAGCCCAGGGACUGUGACCCCCUGGCACCGAGGGGGUCCCCCGUGGCUGCCCAGGACCCCUCCGAGUUCCACUCCCUGCUGUGUUUGCCCAUUGCCACCUUCAGUGGGGCACUGCCCUAGAGGAGCCGCGUCCCUCCAGAGCAGGCUCUGCCCACACCAGUCCAGGCUCAGGAGAAGGAAGAGGACACCCAGCCCUGCUGUCCACGAGCUCCUGCACUGGGGGGUCACUGUGCUCAGUGUGGGGGCUGAGCUGCUCCUGCUCCAGGCCCAGCCCCUGCUCAGGAAUGGGAUUUUUGUGCUCUGCUGGCUCUGGGGGCUCCUCAGCUGCUUCCUGGGCAUCUCCUGUGACAUUUGCUGGAGAGGGACCCAGCUCCAAACCCACUGAGUGACACCUGCAAGUGACAGCAGGGUUUGAGAUCUCUUACAAACAUUCCAACCUCCUUCCCCUCUCUGCAAGGCUGUAGGUACAGAAAAGUGCAAUAUUUGGGGAUAUUUAUGGGUAAUCUGACCCUAUGAGCAAAGACUGGAAAAGCCUCGGGCUGUUUCUGGGCGGGUUUUGGGGAUUGUAGCAGUGCUAGCAGCACACGAGCUCAUUGCUGGCUCAAAGGAGCUCCCUCCCAGUGUUCCGUGUUCCCUGCAUGGGUCUGGAAGGGACCCCUGGCACUGCUGGGGGCUGCAGGGUCAGCUGCAGUGGGGUCAGUCCAGGGGGUCCCCUGAUCCUGCAGGAAAAGGACCUGGGAGCUCUUGGCACUGUCCCCAGGCCUGGUGGCACAGCAGCAGUGUCACUUGAGUCUCAGCCUGCCAGGGCGAGGGCAGAGCUCCUGGGGCUCAGGGUCUCUGUGUCUGCUGGAUCCCCCAUCCCUGCUGGGACCCCUCCUGUGCCCCGGCUCUGCUCCCUGCCCUGCUGGACACCUCCUGUCCCACUGGGCCAUUGCUGGGGACGGCUUGCCCUGGGCCCAGGGCUGAGCACGGGGGCCCCAAAGGGUUUUCUCUCUGACUUUGCCUUCCCCAGCAGGUUUGAGGUGUGCUCUCCCCAGUGGGGCUGGGAUUUGGCAGGUGGUUGCUCCUGUUCAGGGUUUUAAACCAGCCCCUGUCCUGUCAGACACUGCUCUUGGGGUCCUGGGAUCCGUGGCCAAAUCCGUGCCAGGACAGAAAUCCCUCUGGGUUCAGCUGGCCCUGCAGCAGUCCUGGAGAGGAGAAUUCCCAUCCCACAGAGAAAACCAAGCCCAGACUCCAGGGACUCAUACUCCUGGUGAAGGUUCUGGCCUCUGAUGCUUUCUGGAAAUGAGAGAAUUCCAGGGUUCUUUGGGGUGGGUUUUGUACGUUUGUGUAGCCUCAGUAAAUCUGUGUAAAGUCUGUGCUGAUCUGUAAAAUACUGUGCAGAGGACUUUUAAAGUAAUUGUAAAAUAUUAAAUGUUGAU
Molecule: messenger RNA, 4021 nt
Organism: Passer montanus (Eurasian tree sparrow)
Lineage: Eukaryota; Metazoa; Chordata; Aves; Passeriformes; Passeridae
Gene: PIK3R5
Product: phosphoinositide-3-kinase regulatory subunit 5
Exons: 20
Coding region: 99-2720 (873 amino acids)
Biological process (GO): G protein-coupled receptor signaling pathway; positive regulation of MAP kinase activity
Cellular component (GO): phosphatidylinositol 3-kinase complex, class IB
Molecular function (GO): 1-phosphatidylinositol-3-kinase regulator activity
Source: RefSeq, a predicted model, not a curated record